Molecule: messenger RNA, 5067 nt
Organism: Ricinus communis (castor bean)
Lineage: Eukaryota; Viridiplantae; Streptophyta; Magnoliopsida; Malpighiales; Euphorbiaceae
Product: protein CHROMATIN REMODELING 20
Exons: 26
Coding region: 199-4695 (1498 amino acids)
Cellular component (GO): nucleus
Molecular function (GO): ATP binding; ATP-dependent chromatin remodeler activity; ATP hydrolysis activity
Source: RefSeq, a predicted model, not a curated record
AUGACCUAACCGAAAUAUAUAACCCUACCAAAUUAACAUCUUCAAUUUUUUCUCUCUCUCAAAAAAAUCCCAAAAGAAUAUCAAAGAGUUUGUCUUUUACAUUUCCCUCUUCCUUUUUUGAAAAAAAAAAACCCAGUUUCGAUUCUCUAAAGGUGCCAGUUGGGAGGCCAUUUUCCAUCUGAUGUGACUCCGGAGAAGAUGGAAGAAAAACAUAAGCAAGUGGAUGAUGUAGAAAUUGUUUCUAGUGAUUCCUUUAUUGUUGAUUCAGAUGAUGAUGAUGAUGAACCGUCUACUUCUGGACAGGAUAAUGGGAUGCAUCUCGAGGAACCUUUGACCGAGCAAGAAGUAGAAGAGCUAGUUGCUGAGUUGCUGGAAGUUGAGAGCAAGGCUGCAGAGGCUCAAGAAGCACUUGAAAAGGAGUCUCUUUCCAAAGUGGAGAGUGAAGUGAGAGAGGAGUUGGGACAGUCUCUUCAUGGUGAUGAUCUGGAGGCAGCUGUUGAAGAUGAGAUGACUGCUUUCAAGGAGGAGUGGGAAACUGUGCUUGAUGAACUAGAGACUGAAAGUGCUCAUUUGUUGGAACAACUUGAUGGAGCUGGUAUUGAACUCCCAAGCUUGUACAAGUGGAUUGAAAGACAGGCCCCGAAUGGCUGCCAGACUGAAGCUUGGAAAAGCAGGGCACAUUGGGUAGGAUCUCAAGUGACCAGUGAAAUCACAGAGGCAGUAGCUGAUGCUGAGAAGUAUCUUCAAAGCCACAGGCCUGUGAGAAGACGGCAUGGCAAAUUAUUGGAGGAAGGUGCUAGUGGAUUUUUGGAUAAAAAACUUUCUAUUGAUGGAACCAAGGAUAAUGUGGCAGAGAAUGGAGAUAUAGAUUGGGAUUCUCUCAACAAACUAUUCUCAAGUGGUUCGUGUAAAGAUGUUGCUUCAUUUGGUAGCAAGCAUUGGGCUUCUGUCUACUUGGCCAACACUCCCCAAGAAGCGGCAGAGAUGGGGCUCAAGUUUCCUGGAGUCGAUGAGGUCGAAGAGAUUGAAGACAUUGAUGGCUGUUCAAAUGACCCAUUCAUUGCUGUUGCCAUUGCAAAUGAAAAGGAACUAAUUCUUUCUGAGGAACAGAGGAAAAAUUAUAUAAAGGUCAAAGAGGAAGAUGAUGCUAUAAUUGAUCGGAAACUUCAACUUCAUUUGAAACAAAGGAGACGGCGAAAGAGAUCUAAACAGGUAUUGGAAGGUAAGGCAGAUGAUCUGCUGCCUCUAUGUGACAUUUCUAAUGGGAAAACUCUUGAACACGGGGAGGAUGUGCCUAAUAACUCUAGUGAGUUUGCAUGUGAGAGUAUGAAGAGUGAUGUGUCUGGAAGUUUUAAGAACUUGGUUACAGAACCACCAAUGAGUAAUGGCAAUUCUGGGGUAUCUGAAUCUGCAUUGCCUGAGGACAGUGAAUCCAGGAAGUCUAAACGUCCAAAUGAAAGUGGGGAGCCAACUAAUGAUGCUAAGAAGAUUCGAACAGUUAUCAUAGACAGUGAUGAUGAAGCUGAUGGGAUAAAUGAGUCAGUUUCCAGUGCCAAUAGAGUGGUGGUUGAAUCAACUUUGCAAGAAAACAUUGGGGAAUCUGGUGCUGAUGGUCAUCUUUCACAGUGUGUGAAUGAGGAGUUUCACUGUACUGUCUGUCAUAAGAUUUGUUUUGAAGUGCAUUCACAUCCACUUUUAAAAGUCAUUAUUUGCAAGGAUUGCAAAUGCUCAAUUGAGAAGAAGAUGCAUGUAAAGGAUCCUGAAUGUUCUGAAUGCUACUGUGCAUGGUGUGGAAGAAGCAAUGACUUAGUAAGUUGCAAGUCAUGUAAAACAUUGUUCUGUACCACUUGUGUGAAGAGGAAUAUUGGUGAAGAAUGCUUGUCUGAGGCACAAAGUUCUGGGUGGCAAUGUUGUUGUUGCUCUCCUAAUCAGCUACAAAGAUUGACAUUAGAAUUGGAGAAAGCCAUGGGAUCUGAAGAUCUAAUGGAUACAAGCUCUGAUAGUGAGUCAGAGAACUCAGAUGCAGAUAUCCAUGUUGCAAUUAGCAAGAAGAGAAAGAAGAACAAGAAGAAAAAGAAAAUUCGGAGGAUCCUUGAUGAUGCUGAAUUAGGAGAAGAGACCCAAAGGAAAAUUGCAAUUGAAAAGGAACGUCAAGAACGUCUGAAGUCCUUGAAAGUGCAGUUUACUGACAAAUCUAAGAUGAUGAAUACUGCAAGCUGCAAUGGGAACUUACCUGAAGGUGCUAGUUUUGAAGUACUUGGUGAUGCUGCAACAGGUUACAUUGUGAAUGUUGUGAGGGAAAAAGGUGAAGAGGCUGUGAGGAUUCCUCCAAGCAUUUCAGCUAAAUUGAAAGCCCAUCAGGUGGCAGGGAUAAGAUUUAUGUGGGAGAAUAUUGUUCAGUCGAUUGGGAAAGUGAAAUCUGGAGAUAGAGGUCUUGGUUGUAUUUUAGCUCAUACAAUGGGCUUGGGUAAAACUUUUCAGGUUAUAGCUUUCCUGUACACUGCUAUGAGAAGUAUUGAUUUGGGAUUAAGAACUGCACUUAUUGUUACUCCUGUGAAUGUUCUUCAUAAUUGGCGGCAGGAGUUCAUGAAGUGGAGGCCUUCGGAAACAAAGCCUCUCCGUGUUUUCAUGCUGGAAGAUGUGUCAAGGGAUAGAAGAGCAGAAUUGCUUGCAAAAUGGAGAGCUAAGGGUGGUGUUUUUCUAAUUGGUUACACUGCUUUUCGAAAUUUAUCUCUUGGAAAGAAUGUCAAGGAUCGAAACAUGGCUAGAGAGAUUUGUUAUGCUUUGCAGGAUGGACCUGAUAUACUUGUUUGUGAUGAAGCCCAUAUUAUUAAGAAUACCAGGGCAGAUACAACCCAGGCAUUGAAACAAGUGAAAUGCCAGAGGAGGAUUGCAUUAACUGGAUCACCUCUUCAGAACAAUCUAAUGGAGUAUUAUUGUAUGGUUGAUUUUGUAAGAGAAGGUUUUCUCGGCAGCAGCCAUGAGUUUAGGAACCGCUUCCAAAAUCCUAUAGAGAAUGGGCAGCAUACUAAUUCAACUGCCAAUGAUGUGAAAAUUAUGAACCAAAGGUCUCAUAUCCUUUAUGAACAAUUAAAAGGAUUUGUACAAAGAAUGGACAUGAGUGUGGUGAAGAAAGACCUGCCACCUAAAACUGUCUUUGUGAUAGCAGUAAAGCUCUCUCCAUUGCAGAGGAAGUUAUACAAGAAGUUUCUUGAUGUGCAUGGAUUCACAAAGGAUAUAGUCUCCAGUGAAAAGAUAAGGAAGAGCUUUUUUGCUGGGUACCAGGCAUUAGCUCAGAUAUGGAACCAUCCUGGGAUUUUACAAUUGAGGAAAGAUAGAGAUUAUGUCACUCGUGAGGAAACUGUUGAUAAUUUUAUUGCGGAUGAAAGUUCUAGUGAUGAAAACCUAGAUUGUAACACUAUUAUUGGAGAGAAGCCAAGGAAUGCAAAUGAUUUUGUGCAACGGAAAAGUGACAAUGGGUUCUUUCAAAAGGGUUGGUGGAAUGAUCUUCUUCAAGAAAAUAAUUAUAAAGAGCUUGAUUAUAGUGGGAAAAUGGUAUUGCUGCUUGACAUAUUAACUGCGUCUUCCCAUGUGGGUGACAAGGCAUUAGUUUUUAGCCAGAGUAUACCCACUUUAGAUCUCAUCGAACUUUAUCUUUCAAGAUUGUCUCGGCAUGGAAAAAAGGGAAAGUUAUGGAGAAAAGGCAAAGAUUGGUACAGACUAGAUGGAAGAACAGAGAGUUCUGAAAGACAAAGAUUGGUUGAGAAGUUUAAUGAUCCUGAGAAUAAGAGAGUCAAAUGCACUCUUAUUUCAACAAGAGCUGGAUCUCUAGGGAUUAAUCUACAUGCUGCUAACCGUGUAGUUAUUGUUGAUGGUUCAUGGAAUCCAACCUAUGAUCUUCAAGCAAUUUUUCGGGCUUGGAGGUAUGGCCAGACAAAGCCGGUGUUUGCUUAUAGAUUGAUGGCACAUGGAACUAUGGAAGAAAAAAUCUACAAGCGUCAGGUGACAAAGGAGGGGCUUGCUGCAAGGGUGGUUGAUAGACAACAAGUACAUAGAACUAUUUCUAGAGAAGAAAUGCUGCAUCUCUUUGAUUUUGGUGAUGAGGAGAACUCUGACCCUCUAGCUGAGGUUGGCGAAGAGGAUAAACAAGUGGAUGACCAGAAUAUGAGCUACAAAGUGGGUAGUUCAUUGAAGCAUAAGCCGCCCCUUUCUCAUGUCAGCUGCUCUUCGGACAAGUUGAUGGAGAGCUUACUUGGCAAGCACCAUCCAAGGUGGAUUGCCAAUUAUCACGAGCAUGAGACCCUUUUGCAAGAGAAUGAAGAGGAAAAACUGACAAAGGAGGAGCAAGACAUGGCAUGGGAAGUAUAUAGGAGAUCAUUGGAAUGGGAAGAAGUGCAACGAGUUUCUCUUGACGAAUCCACAUUCGAGCGAAAGCCACCCAUAUCGAAUGCUGUUCCUUCUGCACCAAAUACAAACAGCAAGGGCCCUCCGGUACGGGAGACUUCCAGUUCCAAUGUUGCACCUUCCAAAGGCAUUUUAAGGUGUCGGAUGGUCCAGCGAAAAUGCACUAAUCUUUCACACUUGCUGACCCUUAGAAGUCAGGGCACUAAAGUUGGCUGCACUACUGUUUGUGGGGAAUGCGCCCAGGAGAUAAGCUGGGAGGAUCUUAACAAGGACAGCAGAACAGCACGGUGAAGAACAUCGUCAUCCGUUUUUGUUCAUAGAUGCUAUUUCUAAUAAUGUUAUUUUAUUGUGAUUGUAAAGGGCAGCAGCUGUAGUUCCAUUUCAUUCAUUUUGGUAGGUAUUGGCAGCCAUACUGCUGCCUAAUCACUGUCAUCUUUUCUUUUUGUUUUUUGUUUUUUCUUAAUAGUUCUUGAUGGUAAGCAAUUGAGGGAAUUUUUUGGUGGGUGGUGGUUGAUUGUAAAUUAAUAUGAGAGGGAAUUAGGCCUGCCUGUGUAAAUUUGAGGUCAUUAUUUCUUCCUAACAUGUAAUUGUAAUGAAUUCCAUAUCUCAUUUCUUAUGAGUAGGAUUUUAUGCUAAUACACACCUUUGUUACCAACCCUAUUA